AUGGCUACACCAUUGAUAAUGGGCAUGGCAAUAGCAGCUACAGCUUAUGCUGGAAGAUAUGGCAUCCAGGCUUGGCAGGCAUUCAAAGCAAGACCACCAACUGCUAGAAUGCGUAAAUUUUAUGAAGGCGGUUUUCAAACUGUCAUGACGAGGAGAGAAGCAGCUCUAAUACUUGGAGUCAGGGAAAGUACUGCAACAGAUAAGGUUAAGGAAGCACAUAGGAGGGUGAUGGUUGCAAACCAUCCAGAUGCAGGUGGCAGCCAUUACCUUGCUUCUAAAAUAAAUGAAGCAAAAGAUGUCUUACUUGGAAAAACGAAGGGCGGUGGAUCUGCAUUUUAG
This is a messenger RNA of Dovyalis caffra, 339 nucleotides long. Lineage: Eukaryota; Viridiplantae; Streptophyta; Magnoliopsida; Malpighiales; Salicaceae. The record is from the annotation of a GenBank genome assembly.